Gongylonema pulchrum is the source of this 336-nucleotide messenger RNA. Lineage: Eukaryota; Metazoa; Nematoda; Chromadorea; Rhabditida; Gongylonematidae. The record is from the annotation of a GenBank genome assembly.
AUGACACCUCUCACGGCUGUAGAAGUUGUCGGGUCACAAAUAGCGCUUGGGCACGAUUCCGGCUCAGAGCAGCAGCAGCAGCGUGCUGUCCCGCCAAGCCAUGAACAAGUUCCGUAUGUUACGCCACCCGGUUUAUCGCAUCUUCACGCAACAAACGGUAACCUGGCGCUGAAUGCAGCUGCGCUGAGUAGCAUGCACAACGUUGGAACGGUGGCAGCAGCAGCAGCAGCUGGUAUGAUUGGACAGUAUACUCCGGUAGCAUCCGUUGCAGCGGCUGCAGCUGCAGCUGCUGCAGCAGCGUCACGCGCUGGUGCCAGUACUUCAAAAACUUCGCAG